CGAACACCGGAAGCGGAACAAUUACAACAAUUUGCUUAUCUAUCAAUUUUUACUCAGCAUAACUGUUACUGUAUUGCAUUAAAAAUAAAAAAGAAAGAAAAGUAGAUCGUUAUGCUCACGCGAGAUGAUGGUAUGGGAGUACUACAAAAGUAUCAGGUACUCCUGAUUCCUACCAGUUUCCUUUCAAAUCUAGUAUAAGACUGAUACUGCAAGAGGCUCUAGUGCAGCGCGCCAUUCGCGACUUUCGGGCGCUCGACAAUGGUCCCAUCUUUUCUCGUGCCUAUGCUCUGUCACUUGUAUAUCGUUCGAAGAGGAGACACUCUAAUACAUCUGACUCUGCUUCCCACCGGUACGUGCUUCUAUUGCUGUCCUAUCCAGUUGAACCGGGACGUUCAAUUUCUAUUGUAUACCAGGCGGAAUCCAAUAUAUCCAAACGUACUGGAUAUUAAUGAUGCCACAGCGUUGCAGAAGAGUUACUUCAACACUAAACACCCGACUAUCGUUUACAUUCACGGAUACAGCGAUAGUAGUUUGGGAAAAGGUCCUAUUGCUAUACGAAAUGCUUAUCUCCGUCGUGGGAACUAUAACGUGAUAUUGAUAGAGUGGCCCAAAUUGGCGGUCUUACCAUGGUACAUAACGGCAGUGAGAAAUGCCAAAGUCGUCGGACCUUACAUAGCGCACAUGCUAAGUUGGCUAGACGCACAGAAAGCUGUCUCUUUAUCCAAAAUUCACGUGAUCGGCUUUAGCUUGGGCGCGGAAGUUGCCGGUUUUAUGGGGAAGGCCCUGGCACCUCGUAAGAUAGGUAGAAUCACUGGAUUGGACCCGGCUUAUCCGUUGUACAUGGAUAGUGGAGAGGACGGUCACUUGACGAAGGCCGACGCUACCUUCGUCGACGUCAUUCACACUGACGGCGGUCACUUUGGAUUCCCUCAUCCACUUGGUCACGUCGAUUUUUACCCGAACGGCGGCAGGAGACGACAACCUGGCUGCGAUUUGAAGAGCCUUCUUCGCAGAGGCUUCAGGAGAAUCGUAAAUCAAUACAUUACCUGCGGACACAACCGAGCCUGGCGUUAUUACGCGGAAUCAGUGGAUAACCCCUACGGGUUUCCCGCGAGUCGGUGCCCAAAAUGGCGACCCGGAAUUGAGGCGAACUGCAGGUGGAAACCUGAGAGUUACAUGGGUUUCAAGUGUGACCACAAGACUCGAGGAAAGUUUUACUUGAGCACGAACUCACGGUCACCGUUCGCCACGAAUCUGACAGGUUAUAAACUUGGCAAAUGAGAAUCGCCAUACGAUAAUCUUGAUUUGGAUGAACCAGAUUAAGAAGCGAAACGAUUUUUCGUGACUGUUCGCUUCUACCAGGUUAACCUGUCUUGGAUAAAGCUUGACAAUGGGAAAAUAAGAAAGUAUCUUUUUGUAAUUUUUGCACGAUGUAUUUACGGAAAAGCUUUGUAUUCCUGUCGCUUUGGUGUGCUCUGUAAACAAUUCGCAGUCUCAAUUAAUUUUAUUUUUUUCUUUGGAGGAUUACUAAGGUGACGGGGACGGAAGUACUUUUUUUUCCCUAGAAUAACAAACAAGUUUCGUGAUGGAAUGUGGUUCGGUGCAGCGACGCUAUCGAAAAGCUCGAAUCGAAUUGCGAUAAGUUGAAGGGAGAGCAACUUGUGCCGACUGUUUUAAUGCCAAACACUGCGAUCUCGUGCCAGAUUGCAGCGGAUUGUUUACAACAUUUAUCGUUCUGACUCUAACUUUAAUUGCCAAUGAUAUACGAGUAAUAGUCACAUAACACGACUGUAGUUACAUGUCUAUAACGAGUAAAAUACGUGACCGAAACUUUGUAAUAGUGGAACGUAACUUAGAGAAUACUUUUAUGUGGUAAAUGAUGUGUUGAAUCGAGAUUUUUAUGAGAACAUAUGGAAUUUAACGAUUUGUACUAUCUUUGUUAUGGCUUUUGUACAUUCUUUAUGAGCGCAUGAGGCAUUACAUACUAGUCCCAGUAUAUGUCAAUUACCUGGAUGAAUUUAAUGGACCGUGUUAGAAUGCCCUAUAUGGAAAAAAGAGUUUUGAUGAAGCAAUUAAAAUUUAUUUAUAUACGGAUCUGAAAAUAAUUACAAAUAACAUUGAAGAAAAUGCAAAAAGUUUUGAUAAACAUUUUAACAAAUAGUUUGAAAGUCUCUUGCAUAAUUAUUUCGACAGUCUAAGAUAAUUAUUUUUACAGAUCUGUAUCCGGCUAAAUGUUCAGAUACUUUAGCAAAAUUGUGUAUCUAUACAUUUCAAGAGUGAUGAUUUUAUGCAACAGAAUAUCAGAAUAAAAACGCUAAUAAUCAAGGAAGCGACUCGCAAUUUUUAUGCUAUUGCCAAUGCAUUUCCUGUCUUCGAGAUAUGUAAAUUUCAAGGCCAAAGAAUUUUAUUAUUUUCUAUCCGGGGUAAUCGAUGAGGAAAUCUCGGGAAACAUUUGUCUCUCGAACGGGAAAGAGCACGUGCUCAUAUUAAAAAUUACAAAUGACAGCUUGAGGGAAUACAAAUGAAGAACCGAGCGCACAUUGAAAGUAGGGAAUAUUUAAAAGGACCGAACGAGUCGCUUUGUACUGCUUUUAUUUUGCACCAUUUGCGCACACCGUGAAUUGUGAAACGCUCCGAUUCUCUCUGCGUGCGUUUUCCUGUAUUUUCAAAGAUUGUUUAUGACUAAAUUAAUAUACCUUGAGUUUGUCUUCAGUAUAUACAACGAACGUUCUUUUCAUCUCUUGCAGAUAUCUUUUAGAAAAAGUAUGCUGCCGCGAAAUUCGUUUAACUUUGUCAAAUUUGCUAGCCGAACUUGAAUCUCGAAACCAAAUUACAUAUUGUCGAGAAAAUUCUGGCUGCCAUUUUUAACGCUCAUCAGAUCAGAAUAUAACUUUUUUCACCUCUUUAUGGAAGUAGGGAUUUCGGAAGAAGUAACUCAUGUCUCAUGGAAGACGUUCUUAAAUUAGCGAACAGACAAAGAUAGCACUUUAUUAAAUUUUAUCGAUAUUAGUUAGCUAAUCUCCUUAAUAAUAUAAAUACGCUUGCAAUUUUGAAAAAAAUCACUUUCGUAAACAGGAAAUGUGAAAUACUUUCGAAGUAUCUGCAACGCGACAACAACACUAGACGAACUGUAGACAGAACACUAUAACGUAUUCAGUGGUCGGAAUGCAAUUUCAAGAUCGAUAGGAUGAUUUAUGUACAGUAGAAACAUUCCCUGACUCAUCUGGAAGAUAGCACCGUGACCUUUCACGAUCGCGUACCGUUCUACUACAUUGUUCGAUUUCGGAAUACAUUUCACAGAAUGAACAAUAAGCGAGUGGAAUCAAGCGCGUAGAAAGCGAAAGAGUCGACGUGUCACGCGGAGGAGAGGAUUUCUUCUCUCAAGAGAGGAAAAGAGAGAGAGAGAGAGAGAGAGAGAGAGAGAGAGAGAGAGAGAGACGUCAAGGAGAAUCGACAGAGCCGAAAUACGGUAAGUUUAGAAUCACGAACGACAUAGACUCCGUGGGACCUGGCCGGCGGUCAAUCAACUCGGCAUGUACACUGAAAAAUUCAGUACGACGGGCAGGUCGAUAAGAAUCCAAUGGCCAGGGUUAUAGAUGACCCUAGUCUUGAAAGACCACGUUACGUGGAAAGGUGUAAGGCAGCUUUCGCAGUCUACGCUUCAGCACGUUCGACCGUGUUCAGCGCUGGUUCCUUCCUCCUCUUUCGAGGAGAAACUCCCUCGAGUAUCGUUACCAGCUAUACUCUUUCAUGGAUAUACAUAUACAGUGUAUACCAGUUUUCUUUGCAUUUUCUUUCAUCCCUAUCAUUUAGAAUUUUUUGGGGUAGAGACAUUUCUUCGCAUUCAAUUCGGCACCGUUUGUCUUCCAAAAUUUAAAUAUUUAUUAAUU
Messenger RNA from Solenopsis invicta (red fire ant), 3890 nucleotides. RefSeq names its product hepatic triacylglycerol lipase. The transcript has 6 exons. The record is from RefSeq and is a predicted model, not a curated record. Gene Ontology annotation, biological process: lipid metabolic process. NCBI's taxonomy places the organism in Eukaryota, Metazoa, Arthropoda, Insecta, Hymenoptera, Formicidae. Gene Ontology annotation, molecular function: lipase activity. Bases 259 to 1281 code for a protein of 340 amino acids.